AUGGCCUCCUCGUUGCGGACUCUUUCGACUCAGCUUCUGCCGAAGUCGCUCCAGAUUACUGCGACGUCGCAAGAUGCAGGAUUUGGUCGCGAUUGUACGCGAGCUCUGCGCUUCAGGUAUCCUCGCACAAACCAAACCGUCGCAAGGCGUUCGCUAUCACUCGCUGCUGCCAGAAGCACCGCACUCUCUCGCACGCCCCCCUCGCGUACCUCCAUUUUCGAGAAUCAAACCCCUCGAAGUGGAAAGCACCAUGUCCAGAAGGGGGUGAGGGUAUCAGCGGUGGCGACAGACGAGCAGGGGGAGGGGGAGGGGGAGGGGGAGGGUGCGGAGUGCGUGGCAAGGGCUGACCGCCCUCUGUUCGACCUCAAUCUGGCCGUGCUGCUGGCGGGAUUCGCGUUUGAGUCCUAUAACGAACCGCAGGAGAGCAAGGAGACGCUGUGGGAGGAGGACGUGGGGGGCUGUCGCACCAUCUUCACAUCCUACGGCUUUGCCUACGAGCUCUACUCCGGCCAGCUCAUCGUGACCGUCCAUUCCGCCUCUGACGUGCCGGCAGUUGAUCUCUGGGGCACCAGCGACCCCUAUGUGCUGGCAGCGGUUGGGGAGGCAUCGGCGCGCACUCGCACCAUCUGGACGAGCACGGCACCGGAGUGGAACGAGGAGAUUCGCCUGCUGGUCAAUGCAGAUGACACCUCCCCCAAAUACCUUAAGUCACAGCUGUCCAUGUGGGACGAUGGAAUCGUCAUCUCGCCCCGCCGCCUCGGAAAUGCUUCGAUUCGAUUGGACGAUCUCCUGGACGGUAGGAUCCUUGUCACUGCUAUUGUUCUCCGCCAACCCUCCACCGCAACUGCCACCGACUCCUCCCCUGCUCCCACCGAUGGCUCUGCUGCUCCCGCUACCAGCCAACCCUCGCCGGCCAUUUCCACGUACGAGUUUGUCCGGUCUGCCAUCCAGCAGUUUGGCGCCCCGUCCGCCUUCCCAACGAGUCUGGAUAAGAUUCGGGAUUCUGUCAUCUCAACCCAGUCCUCAACACCAGCAGCAAGCCCUACUGAAAAUACUGCAGAAAAUGCUGAGUGUGGUAGCCGUGAGAGCAGUGACAGGCAGCAGCAGGUGAGGCAGGCAGUGGGGUUGGCGAGGGAGGUGCUACUCAGGGCAGGCUGGAUCCCCCCAGGUGGUACCCUAGACCAACUCAGCCAGGCUGUUAUCGGUGCCACUGCUGGCAGUGGCACCAGCGCCACUGGUGGUACUAGUGGCACUGGCGGCAAUUCCAGCAGCAGCAACGGAGACUCUGCCCCUGCUGGUGGUGCUGCUGGUGGUGCUGCUGCGUCUGGUGGGUUUGAUCUGGGGUUUGCGGCAGCGGCUGCAGCAGGGGGGUUGCUGGAGGGGGCAGCAGGCGCAGUGGCGGGGAGGAUAGAGCAGCGGCGAGCAGAGCUCAGGAGAAGCCUCACAGACAUGGGAAUCACCCUCCCCUGGUACGACCAGAAGAGCGGGCAAGGGGCGGAUGGGCAAGGGGCGGAUGGGCAAGGGGCGGAUGGGCAAGGGGCGGAUGGGCAGAGUAGCGGCCUUGACGUUGAGAGAACCUCGUCGGGCGAUUUCGACCAAGACGUCAUGGUGCACGGGGGUUUCCUUGCUGCAUAUGACUCUGUCCGCGCUCGCCUGCGCUCCCUCAUUGCCAUCAUCACCGACCCCAACCGCCCUGCACCGCUCACCUCUCAUUCUUCUGAUGCUGAUGCUGAUGCGGACUCCUCGAUCCAUGCAGCUGACAGCCUAUCAGAGGGUGACACGUGGCGGGUGUACCUGACAGGGCACAGCCUGGGGGGAGCCCUGGCGACCCUCUUUGCCUACGAGCUCUCCCAGUCCAACCUGGUCAGGGAUCGCAACAUCCAUCUCACCAUGUACAAUUACGGCUCCCCUCGCGUGGGGAAUGCAGCUUUCGUUGCCAGAUUCAAUGUGUACAUGAAGGACAGCUGGCGCAUUGUGAAUCGUGCGGACAUCGUCCCCACAGUGCCCAAGCUAAUGGGGUACCGCCACGUGUGCUGCCCUGUCUACCUCAGCCCAGGGGGGCCCUCAGGUGACCUUCAGGCGGAUGCAUCACAGGAGCAGCUAGGAGUGGAUGAUGGGUAUGCAGCAGAGGUGGUGGGGGAGGCCAAUGCCAACGACAUCCUGGAAGACUAUAUGAAGGGUGAGAGAAGGCUGAUUGACCGGCUGCUGCAGACGGAGGUGGCGAUGCUGUCGGCUCUGAGGGAUGGGUCUGCCAUCAUGAUGCAUAUGGAAGACUUUUACUACAUUGCCCUGCUCAAGAAAGUGCGAGAAAGCUUGGGCGUUUCUCAGUGA
Messenger RNA from Closterium sp. Yama58-4, 2331 nucleotides. Lineage: Eukaryota; Viridiplantae; Streptophyta; Zygnematophyceae; Desmidiales; Closteriaceae. The record is from the annotation of a GenBank genome assembly.